Molecule: messenger RNA, 3173 nt
Organism: Mauremys reevesii (Reeves's turtle)
Lineage: Eukaryota; Metazoa; Chordata; Testudines; Geoemydidae
Product: sulfotransferase 6B1-like
Exons: 8
Coding region: 215-1057 (280 amino acids)
Biological process (GO): sulfation
Cellular component (GO): cytoplasm
Molecular function (GO): sulfotransferase activity
Source: RefSeq, a predicted model, not a curated record
GGCGCCUCCCGCGCAUGACUGCUUGGGGCGGCCAAAUUUGUAGAGCUGCCCCUGCUCACAGGGCCCCUGUUUUCCAGAAAAUGUGUCAAUAGCUCAGUCCAACUGUGAUUGCAGCUCCAGGUGCUGAAGAUAGACAAUUACUAUACAAAUCACACAUUGCUGCUAGAAACCUCGUCCUUCAUCAAGGUUCUCAAGCAAAUGCCUAACUUUAAGCAUGAUCAUGAAAGUUAAACUACAGAAAAUCUCACUAUGUGAAAUGCUUCCCACAUCUUGGGUACCCACAAUAGAAGAGAAAACGUUAACUGAUGUGGAAAAUCUUUAUGCCGUGUGGGGUGAAGGAAAACGUGCAAAUUGGCUUAUCCAGCUCUUAAACGAUUUGAUAUUUACAACUUCCCAGACUAAACAUAUAAACACGGAACUGCCAUUUAUUGAAUGUGGAGAUCCAGAAAAAUAUCAGAGGAUGAAACAGUUUCCAUCUCCAAGGAUUUUGGCAACACACCUCCAUUAUGAUAAUCUCCCCAAGUCUAUCUUCAAGAAUAAAGCCAAGAUACUAGUGUUGUUUCGAAAUCCUAAAGAUACAGCUGCAUCAUUUUUCCAUUUCUAUAACAAUGCCACAGAAGUCCCCAGUUAUAACUCCUGGGACGAGUUCUUCUCGGAGUUCAUGAGUGGAAAAGUCAGCUGGGGUUCCUAUUUUGACCACGCAGUCACCUGGAACAAACACAUUGAGGAUGAAAAUGUUAUGAUUAUAACAUAUGAAGACCUGAAAGAGAACCUGGCUUCUGGAGUGAAGCAAAUAGCUGAAUUCUUUGGAUUCUCUCCAACGGCAGAGCAAAUUCAGUUUAUUGCAGACAGGGGAAGCUUCCAAGCAAUGAGAGAAAAAUCCCAGGAGAUCUAUGGCUCAGUUGGUCCGAUUCUCUUCCGUAAAGGUGCUGUUGGAGAUUGGAAGAACCUUUUUACUGAAGCUCAAAGCCAGGAAAUGGAUGCUAAAUUUAAAGAGUGUUUAGAGGGAACCAAGCUGGAAGCACAUCUGAAGUAUGAUGUGCAUUGCAAGGCCUGAGAAUGGUUACAGAAAAGUCUCUCUUCAAUAUGAGCUUUAAAAAUUUUUUUUUAUCUACUCUAAAAGGAAUACUUUAAAUCAGGAUGAAUAUCUCAGUUGUAAUUUGUAGCUGUUAGUGUAAGAUUACAUUUCUACCAAGUUUGGUUCUGUCAUAUCAUCAGCAUGGCUUCAGUUCGAUAAAACACUUAAGCACAUGCUUAAUUUUAAGCACCUGCUUAAAUCCCAGUGUAGUCAGUGGGAUUACUCAUAAAUUAAGCAAGAGGCUUAAGUGUUUUGCUGAUCAGAGAUAAGAGUACUUGCUUUAAAUUAAAUUAUGCUUACAUGGUUUGCAGAAUUGAAGCUUGAAUGAAGAAGUGUUAUCUAUCGAUGUGUAGGUUGAAAUGUUGAUGUAAGCAAGUUAAGAGAGACGCAAGUGGCACUGCCCAAAAAUUCAGUUCACUGUUUCCGCUAAAUUGGGAAGUGUUAUGCAAAGACUAUUGAAGGCAGAGAAAUAAUGAAAAGAGAACUAGAGUGGUGAGCGCAAAUUAAUAUAAUAGGUGUAAAUUGGAACAAAGGCAUUUAGUGGGAGCAAGGUACUUGGAAAGCAGUGAUGGAAAAGAGACCGAAGGGUGAUUGUGGGCUGCUAGUGAGACAUGAGUUUGUAGUAUGACACUGGCAACGAAAAAGCCAAUUCAAUUUUGGGAUGCAAAUCCAAAGGUUUUGUAUCACGGACCAGGGAUGUGACAUGCCUUUGGUGUGUGACAGUGGGGAGAUUCCACCAGGAAUACUCCUGUAUUUUAGGACACCUAGAUACCAGAAAAACUUAACCAAACUGGGGAAAAUUCAUGGAAAAGAGACAUAAGUGAUCAGGGAUUUAUAAGGAAUGAAAUAGGGUAACUAUGCACUGUGGAUUAUUGUAUCUCCAUUAUUAUACUAGAACAGAAAGAGUGGAAUUGAUUAGAGUGCUGAAAUAGCUAGGAAUAAUGGGCUGAACAUGAGGAAAGAAAUGUUUAGAGUGCAUCUCAGAAAACAUUUCCAGAACCUUAACUGUGGAAGUGUCCCAGCGGGUUUCUACAGCUUCUCAUCGCGUGCGUGAUUUUAAAACUAGAUUGGAGAAAGCACUUGAGCAUGUACUAUAAAGAACAGUUCUACAGAGGCAGUGGGAUGGACAAGACCUGCUAGGCUUUUUCCAUCUCAGAUUUCUAUAGCUCAAGGAGCUAUCAGUCCAUGCUCACUGAUGAAAAUGAGCAUGGACUCUAAUAUUUCUAAUUUUAUUAAAAUGUACUUUGGGCUAGAUUGUGCAUUUAGACACAUCCCCUCAAGAGUCGUCCCACCAAAGCACAAUUCCUCCCUGCUUCACUUUUGCUCCAGGUAAGGAAUAAGUUACAUCAGCCCUUGAAAGGGUGUAGUUUACUUCUCCCUCUUGCACCAAGCCAGCUAUUCCACCAUGAGGGAGGGUAAGGGGUAGAGCUAAGACUCCAUCCCCUUGCUGUCCACUUUCUUGAAGCAGGAAGUAUCUGAGAGCAGGGGCUGAGCUCCACAACAAACCCAGACCCAAGAUCUAGCUAGGCUUGGGGCCUUACUUGCUCAAGUGAGUAAGACAAGGGCAUUAAUGUUGAUUAACUGCAUAGUACGCUACAGGCCUAUAAGCUUAAAUGUAUAUUAAAGGUAAUAUAUGCACAGUUGGUUUGGAAACUAUCAAUUCCAUGUGAUUAGUGCCAUUGAGUUCAACGGGAGUACUUGGAUGAGUAAGGACUGUAGGGUCUGUCCCUGUUUUUUAAACUUAUUUUAGCUGCAGUGUGUUGUUUGGUAGAAUUCUGUGUAGAAUGCAAUAAAGUAAGUAUUAGCAUUAUUCAAAGCUGAUUACGUCAUUGGAAAUCUAUUCACCAUGUUAAAUUGAUUUUUCCAAGAGAUUUGUUUAAAGCAUUCUAUAUAAAUGAAUCCUUUCUAACUGCCUGCCAAUGUUUCUGGAGAAAGAAUGGAUGUUGCAGACCUGAGGAGUUAACUGGACUUGCUGGUCUGUUCCCCUGCCCCUAGAUAGAUACCUGGAGAAUGUCUGGCAGGUGGAGCUCACCUCAUUUUUUUGCUGUUUUGUUUUUAUCUUUUGUUUCUGUAGGCGGGCGGUACUCACCCCUGC